GGCUCCAGUAUUCAUAUUAGUGAUUUUGUUUGUGAAUCUAUUGGGCGUCUCAAACUUUUAGACUAUGAAAUUGGUAUAAAUGACUUACUUCCUGAUUCCAUGCAUCUUAAAUAUACCAAAGCAGGUAUUGCCAUCUAUCUAGGCAUAAAUCGUGAUGGUUGGUGGACAUGCGAUGAUUUAGUUAAUCAGGUAGUUGAAUGUGCUAUACCAAUAUUUGAACGAACACACCCUAACAAGAUAGCUCUAUUUAUGUUUGAUAAUAGUAGCAAUUAUGGUUCAUUUGCUGAAGAUGCUCUUUUGGUCUCACAAAUGGGUAUGAAAGAUGGUACAAAAAAACUACUUCUUCAUGAUGAUACAAUGCCUAAUGGUUCCAAGUAUAUAAUGAUCUAUAUAGACAAUGCUAAUAUAAAAAGGCCUAAGAAAAUUAAACGGGUUCUUGAAGAAAGAG
Racocetra persica is the source of this 448-nucleotide messenger RNA. The record is from the annotation of a GenBank genome assembly. NCBI's taxonomy places the organism in Eukaryota, Fungi, Glomeromycota, Glomeromycetes, Diversisporales, Gigasporaceae.